Molecule: messenger RNA, 884 nt
Organism: Hordeum vulgare subsp. vulgare (domesticated barley)
Lineage: Eukaryota; Viridiplantae; Streptophyta; Magnoliopsida; Poales; Poaceae
Product: non-specific lipid transfer protein GPI-anchored 7-like
Exons: 3
Coding region: 243-794 (183 amino acids)
Source: RefSeq, a predicted model, not a curated record
GCCCACCACCUCUGGCGAACCGGAUCAGCCAUGCCGUGAAAUUUGCACAGCGUGGAAGAUUCCAGCUCACGUACGUACACGUCGCCAGCCAGGCACCAACCACCGUGCAGGCACACAGAGUAGAACUAGACUAGAUCCAUGCAGCAGCUGAACUGCUGAAGAAUAUAGUACCAUACCACCUUGCUCGCUCGCACCCACACCAGUUCACUCUCGCAGCAGCUAGCCUCGCUCUCGCGCACAGGAUGCGGAGGGGUGUGGGCGCGCGCCUUCUGCCACAGGCGGCGGCCAUCGCCGUGGCCGUGGCCGUCGCCUGCUGCAUGGCCGGCGCGGCCGCACAGGGGACGACGACGCCGGUGGACGCCGGCGGCGUGGUGCCGUCGUGCGCGUCGAAGCUCGUGACGUGCGCGGGCUACCUGAACACCACCGACACGCCGCCGGAGUCGUGCUGCGAGCCUCUCAAGGAGGCGGCGACCACGCAGGCGGCGUGCAUGUGCGCCAUCCUCAUGAACAGGGCCGCGCUGCAGGCCUUCGGCGUGGCGCCGGAGCAGGGGGUGCUCCUCGCCAAGCGCUGCGGCGUCACCACCGACGCGUCCACCUGCGCCAAGUACGCCGCCGGGGCCGGGGCCGAUGCUGCCACUGCAGGUAGCACGGCCGCUUCUUCAGCAUCCACGGGAACUGCUGCUUCUACAGUUGCCAAGCCAGCCGCUAGCGGAGGUAGCACGCAUCCCCUGAGCUUGAUGGCCGCAUCUUCAUUUGUAGGCUUGAGUUUCAUCUGGUGGACGAUCAUGGCAUAGAAAGAGAUACCAAUGAGUAUGAACUAUUAUUAUGUGAAAAACUGUAUCGUUGCAAUAAACAUAACUAUCUUGUCGUCGUUUCUUUCAGUA